Molecule: messenger RNA, 2651 nt
Organism: Purpureocillium takamizusanense
Lineage: Eukaryota; Fungi; Ascomycota; Sordariomycetes; Hypocreales; Ophiocordycipitaceae
Exons: 1
Coding region: 97-2175 (692 amino acids)
Source: RefSeq, a predicted model, not a curated record
CGAGAAAGGGCGCCGGACGAGCCACUACCUGCUGCUACUACUACUACCACUGCUUUGGCUCUGUCGGGCUGCCAUGCCUGGCAUCAAUAACUCAAUAUGACUACUGUCAUCGGGUUCGCUCAUCCCGUCUUCGACGAAAUUGAGAAGCAACUCGAGGCAGAAUACCUCUUCUUACCAUCGGAUUCGCGCGAGUUUAGAUCGAACACGAAGAAAAAAGACAAGUUUCUGCAAUGCCGCCGGUCGCACACGAAGACGACAAAUAAGAAAUGCACACUUCGUGCGGCGCCCAAAGGCGACAAGGACGAUAUGAUCGAGCUGCUGAAGAAGAUCGGAGCCUUGUCGCAUGACACCAACAGCAAAGAGUUUUUUGAGAAUGUCCACGACUUUGUUAAACGGACGCACUGCGGCCGUCACCAUCGGGACGAAGCUGUAGAGAAGCUGCAAAAGUGGAACGCCGCGAGACAAGCGGAAGACGCCGCCUUGGACACGCAAGCAGCAGCUCGCGAGGAAGAGCAUGGGAGCAGUCGUGUGGACUCUUUGCCUGAUACUGAGGCCGUUUCUGGGCGCCCGGCCCUCGGCCCAACGGAUGAGCCAAGCGAAGAGGCGGGCCCAGAGAUACUUGACUUCGCCGAGUCACUGGAUCAGGACGAUGGCGACUCAGAGCAUUUUGUAUACAUAUCGGACGAUUCAACUGAAAGUCUGGACUACACAGAUUGCUUUGACAGUUUCAUCGAUGACAGCAAUGACACUUCGUGCGUUACGACACCCGAUAGCGAAGAGCCCGCCGAGGAGCCCGCCAAGGAAGUUCGCCAAAGCCCUGAUCCGGCUGAGGAAGCACCAGAGCCCGCCGAGGAAAGCCGCCAGAGUCCCGAUCCCGCAGACGAGGCACCCGAAACUACCUCUUCUGUCGAGCAGCCCGACGGCCACGACGAGGUCAACCGCCUUCACUUUGACGAGGUCAGGAUGGUAGUAGCCGGUAUGAGCCUGCCGAGCGUGCAGUCAGGCGGAUCCAUCAAGGACGGCCUCAAGGUCUACCUCGAGAUGGACAAGGCCCUGACGCCGAAACAGAAGCAGGUCGGCAUCGUCUACAUCCUACGGCACCGCACGAAAAGCGGCAUGUUCAAGAUCGGCUGGACGACGUACACGGCCGAAGUGCGGCGGCGCAGAGUGUGCGACGGCGAGGACUCGGAGGUGCUGUACGAGACGGAGAGGCCCUUCUUUGCCGCCUUCAAGGCCGAACGGCUGGCGCAUGCUAAGCUCGCACGACAGGCUGCGCACGUCAGGGACUGCGUGAGCUGUGGCGGCGGGCACCAGGAGUGGUUCCGGUCCUCGGUGCGGGAGGUGCGGGAGGCGGUGCUCCUGAUGGAGACGUUCGUGCGGCUGCCGGCGUACACGCUGCGGGGCGACGGGAUGGAGCUUUCGCGGCGCGCGCGCGCGCUGCUUGAUGGGCUCGUUGAGCUCGACACGGAUAGGAUGUGGAAGUGGAUGGCGGAGGUGAGCGGUCGGAGCAACGCCCCUGGUUCUUCUACUGGUGAAGCCAAACCGACCUCUCAACCGGCCGCUGCUCAUACGGACGCUCAACCAGACGCUCAACCGAACGUUCAACAUGAAGUGUCUGUGGAAGAGGCUGCAGGCCACGCUGGUGUUGACGCGGCCGAAAGUGCUGCCACCACGAGUCCCCAAGAGACUCCGACCAAGGGCUCAGCGCGCCGGGAAAGUUCCCUUGCCUUCAAGACGGGGCAACUCUUGCGAGCCGUCGCGGACACGCCUAGCGUAUGGAGCGAACGGCUUCGGGGACGGCGGCAGUCCGGAGCAAAGACCCACCACCACGGAGACGACGACGCGGAGCGGCAAGCGCCGCAAGCCAGUCCCGAUAAGCGAGCGGCGAGUCUGGCGGACCUGGAGGAAUCGUGGGCCAUGUAUAUCUGGAGGAUGCUACCGGACGGACUCAAGGCCGGGGAGCCGGAGGACUUGCGGGACGACCAACCCAAGGACAUGGCCUUCUUGAGCAAGGUCACGAAGCAAGGGUUUCAGAACCUGACGAAGGAUAUCAGGGAUGGAUAUAGAGGCGAGGAUCCCGGGCUAGGCGACGGGGUCGGCGAGGUCACUACGGCUACGGCGGUGACGGAGGCAGGACUGAAGCAGGCAAGGGCUCCAAGAUGUGUGACGCCGUGACACACUCCAUUUCAUUUUCACACUGGGCUGAGCGGCGUUGAUUGGACUGCGGUAUGGAUGAGAAGAGUCUCUUGAUGUAUGAUGCAAGCCGUAUGAUGUAUGCCAUAAUGACAGCAUGAAGCGAGCGUGCUUGGUUCUGACUUCGGGGAACAUAAAGGGUCGCUGGUGAACACGGAGCGCGGGCAACUGUGGGUCGUCGGGAUCUAUCCAGGGCUGACUUGGGUGGCAUCUAUUCUUAGAUGAACUGCUCCCCCCGAGCGCCGGAAGAAGUCGAGGAGGGUGGGUGGCUGCAGGCUGUUGUCAUGCCGCGGGCCUCCGCGCGUGGCCUGGUUGGUGUGCGAGGCGGCCUUGCUCCAAGCUCCUUUCGAUUCAGUGUCUCGUCACGCGCAAGCGACUGUCGGGUGUACGACCUCGGCUGGUAGGGGCGGCAUCUGUCUACAAAUGCCAUGGCUUGUUGUUACAUGGUGACCGAGAGU